Zerene cesonia (dogface butterfly) is the source of this 2704-nucleotide messenger RNA. RefSeq names its product probable peroxisomal acyl-coenzyme A oxidase 1. Gene Ontology annotation, cellular component: peroxisome. The record is from RefSeq and is a predicted model, not a curated record. Lineage: Eukaryota; Metazoa; Arthropoda; Insecta; Lepidoptera; Pieridae. Gene Ontology annotation, biological process: lipid homeostasis; fatty acid beta-oxidation using acyl-CoA oxidase. The transcript is spliced from 12 exons. Bases 344 to 2344 code for a protein of 666 amino acids. Gene Ontology annotation, molecular function: acyl-CoA oxidase activity; FAD binding; fatty acid binding.
ACGCGUGCACAUUGCACAUUCGUCUUCCCUUUUAUUACGUCCGAAACCCGGUCAAAUACAAAUUUGGUGCAUAUUUUAUUUUCCGUAUGCGUGUUUAUUAUUUGCCUCGCUACAUGCGCGAUCGUGUAAAUGGGCCAUAAGGUUAAAGUUUGGCUUUGUAAACAUCUUUAUUUGCUAAAAUAAUGCAAUGGAAGAACAAGUGUGCUACGUUAACCAGUCAUACUUCAAGCUGAUUGUCGCCUGACCCGAAUGGAGCUAUCAAGUCACGGUCGAAGUAACGUCAAACUCGUUUAUUUCUGUUCAGUUGUGGUCUAGAACAAGAACGGUUUGUGCGUGUGCCACAAUGGCUAAAGUGAAUGCGGAUUUGCAACGGGAACGGAAUAAAUGUACAUUCAACAUUGCAGAAUUGACAACAUUCAUUGAUGGUGGCACAGAUAAAACAGCUGAGCGGAAGGAGAGAGAAAACAUUUUAACAAGUAGAAACACAGAGCUGUCACCCGUUCCCGAAGAAUAUUUGAGUCACAAAGAAAAAUAUGAAAAUGCGGUCAGAAACUCCGUUGUACUGUUUGGAUUGGUUCGAAAGAUGCAGGAAGAGGGAAAAACGUCGGUAACAAACUACAGGGAUGUCGUAUCAGGAUUACUGGGGUCUUCUACAACUCGGGACGGAUCUCCUCUUGGUCUGCACUAUAUAAUGUUCAUGCCAGCCAUCCUCAACCAGGGCAAUGAGGAGCAGCAAGCCCAGUGGCUGCCAAGGGCGUGGAAUUGUAGUAUUAUCGGGAGUUACGCUCAAACAGAGUUAGGGCAUGGGACAUUCAUCCGGGGGCUGGAGACAACAGCUACAUAUGAUCCAAGUACAAAGGAAUUCGUUCUGAACACUCCCACCCUUACCUCGUACAAAUGGUGGCCUGGGGGGUUGGGUCACACAGCAAAUUACUGCAUAGUCGUAGCACAAUUAUAUACCAAAGGGCAAUGUCAGGGCAUACAUUCCUUCAUUGUUCAAUUGAGAGAUGAAGAAACACACGAACCCUUGCCGGGAAUAAAAAUCGGAGACAUUGGAGCAAAACUAGGAUUAAACGCGGUCAAUAAUGGAUUCCUAGGUCUAGAUAACGUCAGGAUACCUAGGAAUCAAAUGCUCAUGAAGCACGUACAAGUUUUAGAAGAUGGCACGUACGUGAAGUCAAAGAACAGUAAAUUGAAUUAUGGCGCUAUGGUGUUCGUUAGAGUGGUUAUAGUAUUCGAUAUGGUUAACUAUUUAUCAAAGGCUGCUACUAUUGCUGUUAGAUACUCAGCCGUGAGACGGCAAUGUCAGUUAAAAGAAGGGCAGCCCGAAUGCCAGAUCAUGGAUUAUGUUACACAACAACACAAGUUGUUCAUUUCUAUAGCAGCGUGUCACGCUCUCAGAAUCACGGGCAACAAACUAUGGGAAACCUUCUAUGCGGUCACUGAAGAACUUGGUGGCGGGAAUUUGGAUAGAUUGCCUGAAUUGCACGCGCUCGCGUGUUGCCUCAAGGCAGUGAGCACGGCGGACACGGCCGCGUACGUGGAGCGCUGCCGGCUCGCGUGCGGCGGCCACGGCUACAUGCACUCUUCCAACCUGCCGCUCACCUACGGGCUGGUGACUGCGGCCUGCACGUACGAGGGGGAGAACACCGUGCUGCUGCUGCAGACCGCCAGGUUCUUAGUGAAAACUUGGCAAGGCGUAGAUAAUGUGAAACUAACGCCUACGGUGGAGUAUUUGAAGACAACAAGAGCGAGAGGGUUUUACGACAAAUGGGAGAACUCAGUGGAGUGCAUUAUCAAGGGUUUUCAAAUUGUAGCUAUGCGGAAAAUAUCAUCUAGCGUAGAGAACAUGCAAAAACGAAUUGCCGCCGGUAUGUCGUUAGAAGAUGCGUGGAAUAUGACAUCUAUACAGUUGGUAGCGGCUGCAGAGGCCCAUUGUCGAGUUAUAAUCCUGUCCACUUUUUACGAAGAAAUAAACAGAGUGACAUCGACUUUUUCACACGAGUUGAGGCUAGUCAUGCUGCAGUUGGUGGAACUGUAUGCUGUUUAUUGGGCUCUGGAGAAAAUUGGAGAUCUCCUACAGAGCGUAUCCAUAGAUGAUAAGGAUAUUAAAAAGCUAGGAGAGUGGUAUGAGGAGAUCCUGUUAAAGCUGCGCCCGAAUGCAGUUGGCCUCGUUGAUGCAUUUGACAUAAGGGAUGAUAUGUUGCAGUCAACUCUAGGGGCGUAUGAUGGAAGAGUUUACGAACGCCUUAUGGAGGAGGCUUUGAAAUCACCCCUCAAUGCUCAACCUGUCAAUGAAACCUUCCAAAAAUACUUAAAACCUUUCAUGCAAGGGAAAUUAUGAUAAGAAGAACUAUACUAUAUAGGUAUAAGUUGUGACAAUAAUGAAUUGAUUCAAAUGUAGGGUCGGCAAAUAAAUUAAAAAUUGUUUUGGCUCUCAUUUUCGAAAGUACUGUAGAAUUGUGCCCAAUUACGUAUUAUUGAAAGGUUUCCAGAUAGCCAGAAACUGAGACUGAAAAUCAACAGGAAAUCUUAAAACCAGAACAAAAUAGGAACUAGCGUGAACGUUUCCAUCAUGAAUUUUGUAAACUAGCUAGAGAACUCAUAAAAUGCUUAUGAGUUCCCUAUAUGUUGUAAUAUACGUAAUAAUAUCUACUAGAGACUUCAUAAAUAAAAAAAAUCCAUGAUGGUAUAUAUAAAUAUG